This is a messenger RNA of Chanos chanos (milkfish), 3948 nucleotides long. It is a transcript of the gene nrip1b, whose product is annotated as nuclear receptor interacting protein 1b. Bases 594 to 3908 code for a protein of 1104 amino acids. The record is from RefSeq and is a predicted model, not a curated record. Gene Ontology annotation, cellular component: nucleus. NCBI's taxonomy places the organism in Eukaryota, Metazoa, Chordata, Actinopteri, Gonorynchiformes, Chanidae. The transcript is spliced from 2 exons. Gene Ontology annotation, molecular function: transcription coregulator activity; signaling receptor binding. Gene Ontology annotation, biological process: regulation of transcription by RNA polymerase II.
GUGAUUGCCUCGAUCUAACCCCAAUGCGUUUUGGAGUCUACUAACAUAUCGCUCUCGUUUUUCGCACCGUCGUGCGCACGUAUGCGGACUCAAACUGCCUUCAGAAGUCUUGUCGAAGGAUUUCCCCCGUGUCCGAAGACGAAGCGCUUUAUCGGCUGACUGCUGCUCAUGUUCGCUUAGAGGAACGAGGUCCCUGUGUGGCUUGGACUGAGAUCAGGAGAGCGGAAAGACGACCCAGAACCCCCCUAGGGCCUCGCCGCAGACAUCCCAAACAUCCAGAAGCAUGGAAUACUUCGACAGGAUUGUGAAGAAAUCCUGCUGAUUCCUCUCUGGCUGUGCUUGUAAGACGGCACAGAAGCCCUAUGGGGGUAGUCAGGUUAGCACAGAAACAAAGGAAUGCCAACUGGGUUGCCCUGUGAUGGCAUUUCCAAUGCCCAACGUUUCUGUGUUUAAAACGUUCUGAGGCUGGAAGACGAGAAAGAUUUUGAUUCCUCCCCAAGGAGUACUCUGCUCUCUUUAUUCAUGGAACAUUCACUGCUAAGACUUUUUUCCGUAGUUGUCAAAAACCAUUGAAGGGGAUCCUACUAUUGAACAUGACUCAUGGGGAGGAACCUGGCCCUGAGACACACCAGGAUUCAGCUGUUUUAACUUAUCUGGAAGGUUUACUAAUGCAUCCGGUUGCAACUGGGCCUGGCGCCACAGCAACAAGGAGAUCAGAGGCUGGCCACAGCAACGAGGAACAGGGAAACAAGGUGGACAAGGGCCUCCAGCUACCUAACCAUGCUUCUAGUCCGACAGAGAAGAGCAGCCCUCCGGGAGCUGUCUCGCAGCACCUCAAGAAGGCCAGGCUGCUGCGCUCGGGCACCUGGAGUGAACCAGAGAGCCAGAAAACGAGUGCCCCCACGGCAGACGUGAACGGACAGGAGAGAGAGAACCAUAGAGCCUCCCUGGAUGGCCCCGCCCAGGGAGAAAGUACACUGCUGGCCUCCUUGCUCCAGUCCUUUAGUUCACGGCUACAGAGUGUGGCGAUGUCCCAGCACGUGUCUCAGAACCACAAGGCGCCGGACAGCCAGAACAGAGAGUGCUCGCCUGCCAACAAGGACAACACCUUCCAGUGCUACGGUACAGCUUCCAGUCGCCUCAAAGGCCUAAUGAGGAAAAACAAGCUUCAGAGCAACAGCAACAGUGUGCCUUACAGUCGACGCAGCAGCCAGGACCGGCGCACUGAGUCCCCUCGUUCAUCUCUGAACUCCUCCCAGCCUGCGGCCCCCGACUCCGUGUCCUGCGCAGAGAGGCUCAAAGCUGUGGCCAAUCUAGUGAAGAUGCGGUCCAGCCCUGCCCCCUCCCCCAAACCCAGCGUGGCCUGCAGUCAGUUAGCCUUACUGCUUUCCAGCGAAGCCCAUCUGCAGCAGUACUCCAGGGAGCAGGCCUUAAAAGCACAAUUAUCUGUCCGAUCUGCCAGCGAGAGGCUCGCAGCCAUGGCCACACAGCAAACGCAGGAUAAAAGGCCUCCCAGCAUGGGAGAGACCCCAGUGGCUUCAGACAUGCUAAGCUCCUUAAACACCUCGAACGGAACACUCCCCCAACCAACGUUGAACUCCAGCAAGAGAAGCCCCUCCCUGACCCCAGGCUAUAGUACAGCUUCCCCUCACUCCACUCCACACCCUCCCAAAGAGAAACGUCCUUUUGACAAACACGGCGGCCGGCCACCGCAGAACUGCAGCACCUUGCUCCUGCUAUUGCUUAACAACCACAACUCUCAGAAACAGCUGACUAAGAACGGCCACCUGGAUGAUGACUGCGGUAUCCUCCCUAGUCAUGCUCCCUCUCUGCAUUCAGACAGCGAGUACUCCAACCAGGAGAACAGCUUGACCAAAGACAGCAGUGAUGCAGAAAGUUGCUAUUCCAGUUGUUCCCCUAUUGACCUCUCUGUGAGGAGCAGAGUGUCCAGCCAAAAGCCAGAGCCCUCCUCCUCGUCCGCUGCCACUUCCUUGGACAAGCUCACGGAGUCCCUGAUAAACAAGUGGAAGCCAGAGACUCCAGGGCAAAAGGUCCUGGAGGCCAGGGAGCUGGACGUUAGCCCAGACAUGAAAUCCCAUCAGAAGGUUACUCUCAUGCAGUUACUGUUGGACCGUAGAAAUAAUGAAGAGGUAAACAAAACCGCUGAUAAUCCAGAUUUGCACCCUGAUGCAACCCCCAGUCGCAUGUCUGCAAGCCCUCUGAAACCAACUGGCUCGUUCGAAGAGUGCGGGACUCCUGACCGAUUGAUGGGUGGAGGUCUGCCCACGUUUUCCCUCGGCGGAGACAAGAGCAGCACUCCAUCUCCCUACUCUUAUUCCUCUUCUUAUGUCCAGUCAAGCCCUUUGGAUCUGUGUAAGUCUAAACCUUACCCCAGUGAAAAGGUGUCAGAGCCUGCUUUCAUUGCUAGUAAACUGCUACAGAAUUUGGCUAAGAGUGGUUUACAAAGCCCAUCCCCAUCGCCCCCUUUAACAGCCCACAGACCUCAUAGCAAAGGGCAAAGCCCAGAACUUGACCUAAUCAAGCAUCAGGCUCCAAUGGAUCGCCUCGUUUCACCUGUCAAAAGAAACAAAACCCCUGUUUUAGAAGGACCCCCCACUACUUUCACACCAUUUGGGCGAGAGCUGUCCCCCCCAGCGUCGUCACAGAUAGAGAACCUCCUGGAGAGACGCACUGUGUUACAGCUUCUUUUGGGCACAGCCUCCCACAAGGAGAAAUCGUGUGAGAGGAGAAACUCUGAGACAACAAGGGCCUGCUUUGAGAAACCUCCAGAGGGCUCUGUCAUCUGUGACAGCUCAAACGGACCUUCGCUGGAUAUUAAGAUCAAAACAGAGCCCAAAGAGGAGAGUCUUUUGUCAGACAUUCCUGACGCUGGAACACGUCCGGGGAAAUGGGGAGGACACAAGAGACACAGUCCCCUUGGUGAAACCCAAGACUGUGUUAAGUCUGAACCGUGCACCACCGAAGCUGCCGCUAAGUGCGGCCUUCUCAGCCAGCUCUUAAAACAGCAGACCACCACGUACCAGACAAGCACACGAACAGAGCCCCACACGAGCACAGUGAAGGCGGAGCAGCAGGACUAUCAGGUACCUCUUCCCAAGAAGAGGAGACUCUGCAUGGAGCUGGCAGAGCAUUUGAGCAAUGAGCUCUGUCAAAGACCAGCAGACACGCUCAGCGAGAGACUAGUCUCGGGAACGUCCGGGGAACACGAGAGCAGAAGGUUAAUUAGCCCAAAAGAAGAAGAUUCUCUCAUUAGAGGUCCUGCCGACAAAGUUCAUCCCAGAGACAGCCAAGGCUUUAACGUCCUAAAGCAGCUUCUCCUCUCAGACAACUGCCUGAAGGAGUUAUCCCAGCCGAGGAGCUCACUGAGCCCACAGGCCCCGAACUGCAAGGCCAACGGCAAUUUCUUCAACAGGUCUAGUUACAAUCACGAACUCGCAAACGUACCCUGGCACUCCCCGUCUCUUAUGGCAAGCCAUGGCAACCUCAAGUCGCUGUCCAACCCAUCCGCAGUUAACAGUAGUCAGGGUUCACCUUGGGCCAAGAGCUCUCCCAAGCCCAGCCCUACUCCGAUAAAGAAAGAACCGGAUAGCUCACCUUGUUGGACUCUUAGCGGGGAAGAGAAAUGUGACUCCAGCCCAGACUCCCCGCGUCUUACCAGAUCGAAUCCUAUAUUGUACUAUAUGCUCCAGCGGGGAAAUGGACAGUUGAGGAAGGAGAUGGCAAAUCAGGGUCUGUUGGCCCACUCUGGGGUUACCGUCAAAGAGGAGCUGGGCGCGGAAGCCAGGGACUAUGAGCACAGGCUGAGUGCGGUUCAGCGUUCACCAGCACACAGUGAAAAACAUAGCAACAGUGGUGAUCACUUCAACGGUUCACUGACGAAAUGGUAGAUGUGAACUGCCAAAGAGAGAGGGGACGAAGACGCUCCUU